Messenger RNA from Symbiodinium natans, 1206 nucleotides. The record is from the annotation of a GenBank genome assembly. NCBI's taxonomy places the organism in Eukaryota, Dinophyceae, Suessiales, Symbiodiniaceae.
AUGCCAGCAUCCCAGCUGGCCCCAACUUCGCUGGGCCAUGUCGCCGUGACUCGUGGCAGCCAGGCGGCUGUCAUGGCGCGGUUCGAGCGUUUGGCGGGCAAGGCGUGGCUCACCCGCAAGCUGUCUGUGCUUUUGCCUAUCGACGCCUUGCCCAAGGCAGAGAUGGAUGAGCUAGUGUCGGCCUUGCAGCUGCAGCGUCGCUGCUACGUCCUGGAAAAUGUUCCCUUGGAGAUGCUGGGGCACCCGCUUUUUGUCAAAGCGGCCUCGGAGUGGAGGAUCUGUGGCCUGAGUGUGGGUUCACGAGGCCUUGGCGGAGACAGCAGCCUUGCGCUGCUGGGCCCAUGCGGUCGCCUGGCGGCUGCCCUCACAGCGCCGAGCUUCCAACGACUAGGGCUCGAGGAGCCAUUGCCAGGUGCUGCAGAGCUGGAGAAAAAGCAGCUGGCUCCAGGCCAGCGGCACGUCGUGGUGGACCUACCCAUCUCCAAGACGCGGAUAAGGAAAGCAGCGAAAGCGAAGGAACCAGCGACCAGCAGGUGGCAGUCCUUGGUGGCGCCUUUGGGCGAAACCAUCUCCUUCCGUGCUUACUGCGACCAGGAGAUGGAGCCACCUUACGACUUUGCUCCCUUGCAGUCUGCAUCCUCCUCCAUACAGCAUCAUAAGGUACCAGUUCAACAUCGCGUCCUGCAUAUUGGACAAUCCACUGGCAGGCCUCCGUUUGAGCGCUUGGUGUUGGAACCCUGGCGCUGGGCGGAUUCUUCCCAAGGGCAUGCUGCGAAACAUGUCCCGCGCUUCUCCCCAUCCUACGGCCAAGCAUGUGAAGAUCUCCUUGAUUGGUUGGGUGGUUUGCACCUCGGCCUCGGUGUCUCAGAGGGAGAUCUUUGGCAGGAGCAGCAAUCUGGGUUGGGUAACGAGGUACUUUUAUGGACGAUGGGCGAGAGCUUGCUGGGACCUUCCCAAAUACGGCAUACUUUACAAGUUUGCCAGGCAGCCUUUGCCAAGCACGCAGACUGGUUCCUGCUAUCGAUGUGGGGAUCGGAGGAUGCGCCAAUCUCCCAUCAUGGUGGAGCACAUGGCUUCGACUACAACGGAGCACAUCACGCUCACCUCUUGUGCGUGCGCGGCAGAGGUGCUUCCAGCGGUGAAGAACGAGAGGGCCCGCAAGGCUUGCUCAUCGAGGGCGUGAAUGCCCUGGAUUCUGCGGCCUAA